This is a messenger RNA of Grus americana (Whooping crane), 9158 nucleotides long. RefSeq names its product APC regulator of WNT signaling pathway 2 (gene APC2). Gene Ontology annotation, biological process: negative regulation of canonical Wnt signaling pathway; cell migration; cell fate specification. The transcript is spliced from 15 exons. Gene Ontology annotation, molecular function: gamma-catenin binding; microtubule binding; beta-catenin binding. Lineage: Eukaryota; Metazoa; Chordata; Aves; Gruiformes; Gruidae. The record is from RefSeq and is a predicted model, not a curated record. The coding region runs from base 109 to 7359 and encodes 2416 amino acids. Gene Ontology annotation, cellular component: beta-catenin destruction complex; cytoplasmic microtubule; catenin complex.
CGGCGGGGGGCGGGGGCGGGAUGCGGCUGCUCGGGGCCGCGCCGGCUCCUCGCCCAGCUCCGCAACGCCGCCGCCGCCGCCGGGGAUGAGGCACGGGAGGAGGUGAAGAUGUCCGGCUCCAUCGCCUCGUACGACCAGCUGGUGCGGCAGGUGGAGGCGCUGAAGAAGGAGAACAGCCACCUCCGGCGGGAGCUGGAGGACAACUCCAACCACCUCUCCAAGCUGGAGAAUGAGACCUCUGACAUGAAGGAGGUCCUGAAGCACCUCCAGGGCAAGCUGGAGCAGGAGGCGCGGGUCAUGGUGUCCUCGGGGCGGACGGAGGUCCUGGACCAGCUCAAAGCCCUGCAGAUGGACAUCACCAGCCUCUACAACUUCAAGUUCCCCCCGGAGGUGGCCGGAGCCGGGCGCAGCACUGAGGACAACCCACCGCCACCCGCGCCCCACCGGGACAAUGCCGGGGACCUGGGCAGAGCCACCCUCCGGCUGCUGGAGGAGCUCGACCGGGAGAGGUGCUUUCUGCUGGGUGAGAUCGAGAAGGAGGAGAAGGAGAAGGUGUGGUACUAUGCCCAGCUGCAGAGCCUGGCCACGCGCCUGGACGAGCUGCCGCAUGUGGAGACGUUCUCCAUGCAGAUGGAUCUCAUCCGGCAGCAGCUGGAGUUCGAGGCCCAGCACAUCCGCUCACUGAUGGAGGAGCGCUUCGGGACAGCCGACGAGAUGGUGCAGCGGGCGCAGAUCCGGGCAUCCCGGCUGGAGCAGAUUGACAAAGAGCUCAUGGAGGCACAGGACAAGGUGCAGCAGCCGGAGCCGCAGCUCUGCGGGAAGGUGCCAGGCAUGGAGGGGGAUGGCAGCCUGGACCCCCCCACCCACCCCGAAGAGGGGGGCAGCAGCCUGGGCAGCAGCAAGGUGGAGGUGGUAUUCUGGCUCCUGUCCAUGCUGGCCACACGGGACAAGGACGACAUGUCCCGCACGCUGCUGGCCAUGUCCAGCUCGCAGGAGAGCUGCCUGGCCAUGCGCAAGUCGGGCUGCCUGCCCCUGCUCAUCCAGAUCCUGCACGACUCGGACGGCGAGCCGGGCCCCCCUGAGAGCCCUGCUGGCGCCAAGGACGCCCGCAUGCGUGCCAACGCCGCCCUCCACAACAUCGUCUUCUCCCAGCCCGACGAGGGCCAAGCCAAGAAGGAGAUGCGGGUGCUGCACGUGCUGGAGCAGAUCCGCUCCUACUCGGAGACCUGCUGGGACUGGCUGCAGAUGCAGAGCAGGGACGGGGGCAGAGGCACCGAGGGCGGUGCGGUGCCGGUGCCCAUCGAGCCCCAGAUCUGCCAGGCCACCUGCGCCAUCAUGAAGCUCUCCUUCGACGAGGAAUACAGGCGGGCCAUGAAUGAGCUGGGCGGGCUGCAGGCGGUGGCCGAGCUGCUGCAGGUGGACUACGAGAUGCACAAGAUGACGAGUGACCCCCUGAACCUGGCGCUGCGCCGCUAUGCUGGGAUGGCCCUCACCAACCUCACCUUCGGCGACGUGGUCAACAAGGCGACGCUGUGCUCCCGCCGGGGCUGCAUGGAGGCCAUCGUGGCUCAGCUGGGCUCCGACAGUGAGGAGCUGCACCAGGUGGUCUCCAGCAUCCUGAGGAACCUCUCCUGGCGAGCCGACAUCAACAGCAAGAAGGUGCUGCGGGAGGUGGGCAGCGUGACCGGGCUGACACGGUGCGCGCUGCACGCCGGCAAGGAAUCCACGCUGAAGAGCGUCCUGAGCGCGCUGUGGAACCUGUCGGCACACAGCACGGAGAACAAAGCCGCCAUCUGCGCGGUGGAGGGAGCCCUGGGCUUCCUGGUGAGCACCCUCACCUACAAGUGCCAGAGCAACUCACUGGCCAUCAUCGAGAGUGGCGGCGGCAUCCUCAGAAAUGUCUCCAGCCUUGUCGCCACGCGGGAGGACUACAGGCAGGUGCUCCGGGACCACAACUGCCUGCAGACACUGCUGCAGCACCUGCGCUCGCACAGCCUCACCAUCGUCAGCAACGCCUGUGGCACCCUCUGGAACCUGUCUGCCCGUAGCCCCCACGACCAGGAGCUGCUCUGGGACCUGGGGGCGGUCAGCAUGCUGCGCAACCUCAUCCACUCUAAGCACAAGAUGAUCGCCAUGGGCAGUGCGGCUGCUCUCCGCAACCUCCUCACCAACCGGCCCCCCAAGUACAAGGAUGCUGCCGUCAUCUCACCGGGCUCCUGCAUGCCCUCACUCUACAUGCGCAAGCAGAAGGCUCUGGAGGCCGAGCUGGACGCCAAGCACUUGGCCGAGACCUUUGACACCAUGGAGAAGCAGAGCUUGAAGAGCCAGAGCGCCAAGAAGCCAACACGGCACAUGGAGAGCCUGGUGAAGGACUAUGCCUCCGACUCUGGCUGCUUCGAUGAUGACGAGGUGCCCAACAUCUCCACCGGCGUGGAGACAGCCAGCGCCUCUGUCCUCUCCAUGUUCCUCAACUCCUCCUUCCUCCAGGGACAGGCGCUGCCCCGGGCGCUGGCACAGAGGCGAUGCCCAGAGCCGGAGAAGGAUGGCAGCGGCAAGCAGGCUGAGCCCAAGAAGCCUCCAUUGCCAGAGGAUGACGUCUCGUUGGCCGCUGAGAAGUUGGCCAACAAGAUCUCCAGUACGGUGGCCAAGAUCGACAAGCUGGUGGAGGACAUCUCUACCAUGCACACCUCCUCAGAUGACAGCUUCAGCCUCAGCUCAGAGGACCACUGCCUGGACUGGCAGUACGGCCCAGAGGAGGUGCACGAGGCACGUGCCCAGUCCUGCUCGCCGUGCCGCCUCUCGGAUGCUGGCGGCUUCGCCAAACGGGAGAGCCUGAGCCGGGCGCACACGCUGCUGCGGCUAAAGACCGCCUACACCAGCCUGUCCAAUGACAGCCUCAACAGCAGCAGCACCAGCGAUGGCUACUGCACCAAGGAGCACAUGAAGCCCUGCACCAGAGCUGCAUUCCUGGACUACCGGGACGAGCUGCAGCGGUACCAGAAGCGGCCGAGCCGGCUCGACCUCAAGAGCAUCCUGGGCGGCAAGCCGGAGCGGGUCGAGCCCCCUCUGCUCAAGGGCAGAGACCUGGCUGAGCCGGACAAGCCGGAGCAGCGAGACCUGCCCGAACGGGCCAAGAAGAUGGUGACUUUCCCCAGCCCCAAGGCGCUGGAGAAGGAGCCCGAGUGGAAGAAGGAGGCGGGCAGCAAGGUCUCCCUCGACCCCCAGGUCCACACCAUCAAACUCUCCCCAUCCUACCAGCAUGUCCCCCUGCUUGAGAGCCUGGCCAAGGGUGGGGCGGCCACUGGCGCCGGCCACCACCCUUCGCUCCAGGGCAGAAAGCAAGCCUGGCUCCCCCCCGCACUGCUGCAGACGGCCGACACCUUGAGCAAGAUCCCGGAGAAGCUAUCUGCCCACCCACUAGCCACGGCGGAGCAGGAGUCAGUGCAGAAGUACUCAGUGGAGGACACCCCAAUCUGCUUCUCCCGGUGCAGCUCUCUCUCCUCCCUCUCCUCGGCCGACAAUGUGCUGGAUGGGCAGAGCCACAGUGAGAACGACCUGGACAGUGAUUCCUCCCUGGAGAUCCUGGAGAUGGAGGAAGGGGACAGGGAAGAUGAGGACGGGAGGCAGGAGAAGGAGGCGGAUCCGGGUUCGACCACACCAGCAGGGAUUUCCCAGCCCAUCACCAUCCCCUUCCCAAAGCGCGACAAGGCCUUCCUGCGGGAGUCAUCACCAUCACGCCAGGAGGACCUCACGCCCUCGAGCUCCUCGGAGAACUACAUCCAGGAGACGCCACUGGUGAUGAGCCGCUGCAGCUCUGUCAGCUCCCUCGGCAGCUUCGAGAGCCCCUCCAUUGCCAGCUCCAUCCAGAGUGACCCUUGCAGCGAGAUGAUCAGUGGCACCAUCAGUCCCAGCGAGCUGCCUGACAGCCCUGGGCAGACCAUGCCACCCAGUCGCAGCAAGACACCUCUCUUCGAGAUGGGCUGCCAGCCGGAGAAGGAGACCAGCCAGUUCAACAUCCAGUGGGAGAACAAUGUCAAAAAGUUCAUGGAGAUCACCGACUUCAAGGAACGCUUUCAGCUGCCCCAGGACCUGGACUCCAUGGUCUACUUCACAGUGGAGAAACCCAAUGAGAACUUCUCCUGUGCCUCCAGCCUGAGUGCCCUGCCCCUCCACGAGCACUAUGUCCAGAAGGAUGUGGAGCUCAAGCUGAUGCCCACCUUCCCGGAGAAGAACAGCCUGAAUUUCGUGGCUCAUGAGAAGCGGGAGGAGCGGCGGGAGGAGCGGUACCUGGAGGGCCGGCGGCGGGCUGACCGCCCCGAGCCCCCCGACGACGACGACAUUGAGAUCCUGAAGGAGUGCAUCAGCUCCGCCAUGCCCUCCCGCUUCCGCAAGGUGAAGACCUCCCUGCUCUCCAGCCAGGUCCUGCACCCUCAGAUGAAGAAGCCGGUGCAUGUUCCUGUCUACAUGCUGGUGCCAGCCCACACGCACUCCGGUGUUCCCAAGCACCUGCGUGCCACCACCCGCGACCUCUUCAAGGAUGACGACUCCUUCACCGACUCGGCCGACGGGACCCCCGUCAACUUCUCCAGCGCUGCCUCGCUGAGCGAUGAGACCCUGCGCUACCCAGCCACCGAGGAGGCUGAGCAUCCCUGUGGUCCAGGGAUGGGGCGCCCUGCAGGGGUCCUGCCCGAGGGGCACCACGAGGCGGGCAGCGCCAGCACCGUCCCAGCCAGGAAAGCCGCCUCUGGCAGCUCAGCACCUGCCCAGCUAAGCUCAGCCUGCAAGGGGAAAGCGGGAUUGAGUCGUGGCCAAGGCGGGGAGCGGAAGCGGGGUCAGCCCCCCGCAAAGAGCGGACCCAGCCUGGAGCUGGAGGUGGGGAGGACUGGUGGUCCCCCCAUGAGGAAGGAUGCUCCCCGGGAGGACGGGGUGGCCUUCCAGUCGCUGUGCCACACCACGCCGACGGAGGAAGCCGUCUACUGCUUCUACGAGCAGGACUCAGACGAGCUGCCCGAGGUGGGCAAGGAGGUGUCCGGCAGCAGAACCCAGCCCAGCCAGGUGCCCAGGAGGGAGCGCUGGGGCGGCCCCGUCCCCCGGCGGGAGCCCGAGCCCAGUCCCCGGCUGGCAAAGGCAAAGCCGCAGAACAACCUCAUCGCCGAUGAGACCCCGCCGUGCUACUCCCUCAGCUCAUCCAUGAGCUCCCUGAGCGAUGCCAACCUCUCUGGUGGUGAGGAGUGGGGCCAGCCCUGCGGCAAAGCCCCCAAGCCGCAGUCCGCCAGCUCCCCCAAUCUCAACUCAGAGGAUGACCUGCUGCAGAAGUGCAUCGGCUCGGCCAUGCCCAAACGCCGGCGACCCUUGGCUCGCCGGAGGACAGCAGACUGCAAGCAGAAGCCGCCGGGCACCAGUGGGAGGGAGCGGAAAGCGGAGGCGAGGCAUCGCCCCACUGAGGACGCCGGCUCUGACCAGGGCUCGGACCUGGACAGUGUGGAGUGGCAAGCCAUCCAGGAGGGUGCCAACUCCAUCGUCACCUGGCUGCACCAAGCUGCUGCCUCCCUCUCACGGGAGGCUUCCUCUGAGUCUGACUCCAUCCUCUCCUUCGUGUCGGGGCUCUCAGUCGGGUCCACCCUGCAGCUCUCCCUGGGCAGGCAGGAGAAGAAGCGAGCCAGCAGCACGGCUGGCCGGGAUGUGGCAAGGAGGGAGCACAGCAAGAGCCGCCCAGAGAGAAAGGAUGCACCAGGUGCUCGUCCCACCGGCCGCGGAAGCACCAGGGCGGAGCGAAACCCAGCACCCACCAAGCCGGUGCCCAACCUGCCUGUGGUCUUCCGUGGCAGGACCGUCAUCUACAUGCCCAGCCUGGCCAAGGAUGCUCCCAGCCCGCGGGCCACCCCGAAGAAAAGCCCCGCGGCAAAGCCCGAGGCGCAGCCAACCAAGAACCUCUCCCUGAGCCAGCAGCGCUCGCGGAGCCUGCACCGGCUGGGCAAGCCCCCCGAAACCGGGGACCUGGCGCUGCCCAAGAGGAGCACAACGCCACCCGCCCGCAUCGGCAAGGGACCCCCCUCCUCGGGCUCCUCUCGCACCUCCACCCCAUCCCAGCACGCACCCAAGAAGCUGCCGUCGCCCUCACAGCUCACCAAGCAGGGUCCCCCGGCUGCGGGCAAGGCAGGCAGCUCGCCCUCCCCACCGGGACCCCUGGCCAGAGCCCCGGCCCCCAGGUCCCCAGCCCCCAAGCAGUCCAAGACACAGAAGUCGCCCGUCCGCAUCCCCUUCAUGCAGAAGCCGAGCAGGAAGGUGCUGCCGGGCCGGGGGGCCAUGCCGGUGCUGGAGGAGCAGGUGGAUGGCGGCAAGGUGCGGGGCGGCGGGGCGGGGGGGCCAGGGGGCAGCCGGCUCAACCUGGUGCGGAUGUCGUCCACUCGUUCCAGCGGGAGCGACUCAGAUCGCUCCGGCUUCCUGCGCCAGCUCACCUUCAUCAAGGAAUCCUCCAGCCUGCUGCUGCGGCACCGCACCGAGCUCUCUCCGGUGCAGUCGGCAGCCUCGCUGCCUCGCCGCACCUCCCCGCAGCGCAGCCGCACCGCCCUCCCGGCUGUCUUCCUCUGCUCCUCCCGCUGUGAGGAGCUCAAGGCGGCCAAGCCGGCAGCCCAUGGCCCACGGCCCCUCGUCUCCAGGGCCCAGCCCAGCAACAAAGUCCCCACUGGGGCAAAACCGCCGCGGAGGACCAGCUCCGAGAGCCCAUCCCGGCUGCCAGUGAAGACCAGCAUCCCUGCGCCCGAGCCCUUCAAGAGGUACUCGUCCUCGCCCAACAUCAGCAUGGCGCGGAGGACGAGCAGCCCUUCCUCUGUCCUCUCCGUCCGCUCUGAGGCUUCGGCGCGGCGGCGGCAGACUGAGGCAGCACCGGGUGGGCAGCCAGCGAAGCCGCCGGUGGUGGUGAUGAAGGGCACCUGGCGGAGGAUUCGGGAUGAAGACAUCCCCCACAUCCUCAAGAGCACGCUGCCCUCCUCUGCCCUGCCACUGGCAGGCGCUGGCGAGGAGGAGCGACCCGGUACCCCCAGCCCCAGGAAGACCAGCGACGCCGUGGUGCAGACAGAGGACUUCUCCACCACCAAGACCAACUCCAGCACCUCUCCCACGCUGGAGACCCGCGAGGGACCCCCGCACGCCCGCACCGCCUGCGACAGCGAAGCCCCAGCCCCCGCCAAGGCCACCGUACCCAUCUCCUUUGGCCACGAGUCACCGGCCGGGACCUUCCCCGCCAGCCGGCAUGGCUCCCCGAGCAGAGCCGCCCGCGUCACCCCCUUCAACUACGUCCCCAGCCCCAUGGUGGUGACGGCGGUGGCCAACAAGGCGGUGGAGAAAAUCCAAGCUUGAGCAGCUGCCCUGGCAAGGGUCCCAUGACACCCCCUGCCCCCUGGGCAGGACCGAGCUGGAGGGGAAUGGUGACAUGGGAUGGCUGGGGAGCGGCAAGUCACCCCAACCUGCUGCCUGCCCUGGCUGGGGUCUUGUACCAGAGCACCGCAGUUCCCAGUGCCAAGGACCGGGCAGAGCCGGGGGAACCCGCUGGGUGCUGGGGCUGAUCCCCCAAGCCAGGGUGCGCCUCAGUGACCAUCUCCUCCUGCUGAUGGAUGCCGCAGCACAAGGUGAGCAGGGGCUGUGUCCCCAUGUCGCCAUGUCCCCCCCAUCCCGCUCGCCCGCCUGGGGCAGAGGCUGAACCAGGGGCUGAUCCUGCACGCCGGGAAGACGACACGCUGCGCCCCAACGCCAGGUCUCUGCCGCAUGCUUCAGCUCAUCCCGGCACCAACACCCAGCUCCGCUGGCAAUCACAGCUCAUUUAUUAACAAGGGGAGCGAAUGCAUGGCUGGAUUACAGCAGGAAGAGGCUUUGUGGAGGGAGAGCACGAGACCAUGGGGGGCCGGGACCCCCCCACUCAUGCUGCUGGAGGCUCCUAAUUAAGGUGUGCGGCUGAUUGCUAAUGGGUAACCCACAGCCGUGGUGCUUGCACUGGUUCAAGGCAGAUUUGGGUGGAAAAGGCGCAGGAGGAGCCGGGCAGGGGCUUGCUGGUGGGUGGCCGGGGUCCCAAUGGGCUCGUUCUGGGGGGCUGCUCACAGGGUCAUGUCACGGGGCUGGGGGGGCUGCCCUGAGAGGGGACAGGGUGCUGAGCUGGCACCGGGGUGCCCAACCCCCAGGGAAGGGUCUGGGGCCCCUCACCCCCAUCUGCAGCCCCCCAGCCUCCUGCCGCGGGGUGGAAGAGCCCCGUCCUGGCUCGCAGCCAGGAUCCUGGUGCAUCCCCGCGUGCUGUGGACACGAGUCCAUCCAGGACUGGAUUACACCCACCAGCACGGGGGCUCCCGGCCCCAAAGCACCAGGGUCACCCCCCUCCUGCUGCCCGCCAGCCCCCUGCACCCGGAUUGGGGUGUGUGGGAAGCACCUCGGCCCCAGGGAGCAGGAUGGGCUGCGGAGGGACCCCCCACUCUGGGUGCUCUCUGACCCCUCAGGUACCUCCUGGACCUCCCACCCCACCGCUCGCUGCCUGCUUUGGAUGGGGUGACCUAUGGGCCCCCCACAUACCAGCGCCAUGGGGGGGGUUGCAGGGACAGGCAAGGGGCUAUGGGCACACGUGGAGGGGAUGCAGGGGGUGCACAGACAUAGCGAGGGGCUCUGGGGAGUUGCACUGAGGCCAGGGGGACACCAGGGCUGUGGGGACACGCACGGGGUCCCCAGGGCCGUGCACUGGGGUCAUGCAGGUCCCAGUGCCCACGGGAACCUCUGCUCUGCAGUGGCCGGGAGGCCGCAGCCAGCGGCAGCGCAGCAGGACCCAGCCCAGCCUGGAGCUGUGAAACCAGCACCCACAUCUGCCCGAGACAGAAACGGGGCAAAGUCCCGGGGGGCGGCCCGCAUCCCCCCUCCCGAGAGCUGUAACCAAGUGCUGGACUCCUGUGUGCCAGGGUGCCGGCGUCACGCCAUGCGCUUGGCCACAGCCCCGGGUUCAAGCCCCAGUGCCCAGCCCUGCUCUUGCCCGUCUCUGCUCUGUGUGUGCCCGUCGGCUUCAGCCCUGCUCUGCCGACAAUCCUGCCGGGUUUCGCGGUGCCCUGCUCCCCCCGUCGCUGUAUGUAUGUACUAAGGAUGUUAUUUUACCGGGAUUCUGGACAGUAUUAAGAAUUAAAAGCCAA